CCUCAGGUCGGGAAAUGAUGGCCGUGUGUUGCCUGGAGGGGGCAAAGGUUCAGAACGCGACCUUGCCUUUGUGUUACCACAUAAGUCAACAGCUGAAAAUGACGCUCGGCCCCGGUCUGUGUGUCCGGGAGUUCUAUUCCUGCUGCAGAGACACAGCGCUGGGACAGUUCAACUGGGCCAAGAGAGCGCGUCUUCAGACGCUGGAGGACCGGGAGCCAGAGGAGAUGGAGAUAAGUCUGACGGACGAUGGUGAGGUGACCAAGAUGGCGGACAUUCCGUUGAGGACAAACUUCCCCGAGUCUUGGUGGUUUGAGGAGCAUGUCAUCGGGCCAGACGGCAAAACAGAAGUGAACUUCGCCCUUCCUGACUCCAUCACUACGUGGUCAGUCCAGGCAGUGGGCGUGUCCAAAGAGGCGGGACUAUGUGUAGCUCCGCCCCUGCAGCUGGCGACCUUCAGCUCUUUCUUCAUUCACCUUGACCUUCCUUACAGCGUGAUACGGCUGGAGCAGCUGGAAGUGCGAGCCACCGUGUACAACUACAUGAGUCGUCGACUGAGGGUAAACCUGGUCCUACAGAGCGUGGACGGCGUCUGUUACUCCGGCCAGCCUGGGAAGAGCACCGAGAUGGUCAAGCUAGAGAUAGAGGCCAACGACGCAGGCUCCGCCUACUUCCCCAUCGUGCCUCUGGAGAUUGGAGAGUUCCCCAUCAGGGUCAUGGCCUUUUCCUCCUGGGGGAGGGACGGUGUGGAGAAGACGCUCAGAGUGGAGGGCGAAGGUAUCGAAACGAUCCACACCAUCUCAGUCAUGCUGGAUCCAAGUGGGAAGAGAUUUCUGCGGAGUCGAUCCUCCAAUCACUCCUUCUCCGUGAAGAAUGAAGUCCGUGUGGCGGAGAAACGACAGAGCGUUGAGCUUGACCUUGACCUUCCCCAGGAUGUCAUCCCAGAUACAGACAGCUACCAGAGACGUCGGUAG
Messenger RNA from Aplysia californica (California sea hare), 971 nucleotides. Its product is annotated as complement C3. Lineage: Eukaryota; Metazoa; Mollusca; Gastropoda; Aplysiida; Aplysiidae. The record is from RefSeq and is a predicted model, not a curated record. Gene Ontology annotation, molecular function: endopeptidase inhibitor activity. The transcript has 7 exons. Bases 15 to 971 code for a protein of 318 amino acids.